This is a messenger RNA of Oncorhynchus masou masou (cherry salmon), 7343 nucleotides long. RefSeq names its product apoptotic chromatin condensation inducer in the nucleus-like. Gene Ontology annotation, cellular component: precatalytic spliceosome; ASAP complex. Gene Ontology annotation, molecular function: RNA binding. Lineage: Eukaryota; Metazoa; Chordata; Actinopteri; Salmoniformes; Salmonidae. The record is from RefSeq and is a predicted model, not a curated record. Gene Ontology annotation, biological process: RNA splicing.
GGCGUUAUUUCCGGUUCGAAGUAAACAAACAUUCAUGAAGAGCUUGCAAAAACUAAUAAUGAUAUGGGAACACAACCUGACGGAGAUCAAAAAGGGUAUUAUUAGCCUACCUCUACCCUCCGUCAUUGAUGGUUGGGAAUAUGACGUGACGAAGUCGUCUUUGUAUCACGUACUUACUUUGUCGAAUAAGUAGCUUACGAUGGUAAGGCGAUGAGCAACUUAAAAAGUCCGGAGGCGUACCGAUACCUACACGGUAACAAAGUCGGACGGAUGUUAUUGAAGGAUGUUGGAAACGACCUUGUCUACUUAAAAGCAGACGUAGUGCCGAGUCAGAGCCUAUACUCAUCUCAUCACGGCGUGGGUACUAGCAUCAGCGACAAGUGUCAUACAGACAACACGGCGGCGGUCAGACCAAAGAUAAUUAUGGGUCCCCUUCUCAUUUGACAUGACCCAAAGAUGAGUUGGACACGUGGAAGAGUACCCCCUGUCGGCACAAAUAACAUAAUGUAGGAAAUGACCAUUUCAAAAUAAUGUUUAGGAAGGCGUUGCCGAGGCGAACGAGUGGAAAGGGAAAAUGGCGGACCACGAAGACGUUAAACUGGACGGGAGGCCGCUACAAUCACUUCGCGUGGCGGAUUUGAAAGCUGCUUUAGAGGAGCGCGGACUUCCCAAAAGCGGACAGAAAAAUACUCUCGUUAAGAGACUCAAAGGGGCUCUCAUGCUGGAGAACCUCCAGAGAACCUCACACCAUCACAUAAGACUGCAGCCAAACUCCCAGAUUGGUGAAGAGAUGAGCCAGAACAGCUUCAUAAAGCAGUAUUUGGCAAAACAGCAGGAGCUCUUGAGGCAGCGUCUGGAGAGAGAGGCCCGGGAAGCAGUUGAAGAUGAUGAUACAGACAAAGAGGACCACACACAGGACAAUAACAGCGCUGCCUGUGCUGCCCCAGACCAGGAUGUCGCACCCGUGUUGGUUGACCAGCACAAACUUUUUGGCCUCUCCGAGGGAAAGGGACGAGCAGGCCCAGCAAGAGCGGGAGAGGGGCACAUGUCCAGAGAUGGCCAUGUGUCUCUUCCACCUGCCCCUACCUCUGCUGCUGUUUCCUCUCUGGCUGUGCGUGUAGCUGUUGACGAGCAGAGACCAGAGAGAGUCCCAACCUCUAGUCAAGUCCCAGCAGAUAGUGAUGAUGAUGGCGCUGAUGAGGACUGGGAUAGCGGUGCCAGGAGUAGGAAUCUAGGAGAGCCACCAAGAGGCCAACUAGCAAGAGAAAGGUCUGGAGGAUCCCGCCAACACCCACAGCACAUUCCCCUAUUGUCUCCGCAGCUUCGACAGCCUACCCCUCCUCCCUCCCCUCCCCCAGAGUUAUCAUUCCCACUGCCUGAUACCCCUAAACAAAGCCCCCCUAGUCCAGGUGAGCCCCCAGCUAGGCAGCGUACUUCCAGUACCUCCAGCUCUGGCUCGUCUAGCAGUGGCAGUUGUCGUAGCAGCCCAGAUCCACAAAGCAAUACAGAGCGCAAGCCUGGCCCACUGACCCUGCUGGCACGCAAAAUGGCAUCAGAGGGGGCUUUCUCUGGAGUUGGGUGGCAUGGGCGUGGAGAUGCAGAGAGGCAGGACAACAAUGCUGCAACUGCAACAAUGUCUUCUGGUAGAGGUCCUCAAGAGGGCACAGUGUUUGCCAUCACCCACACAACCAAUGCUGCAGCCAGUUUGCCCUUCCCCAGACUGGUUCCAGUAGCAAACCAGGGAGCUCUUGAAGGCCAUCUCCCCCACAGUGAAGUUCCUGUGAGUGUGCUUAGGCCCACUAUUAUGGAAGAGAGAGCUGCUGCAUGGCCACAAGAAAACAACAAGGAAAAGGAGCUGCAGGCAGAGAGUGAAAGAGAAAAAUCCCCUGAGCAAGAGCGACUUGGUGCCGUGGAGCAGGAAAGACUGGAGAGGCAGAGAAUAUUUGAACAAGAGCAUGCUGUGGAGCAAGAGGGGGAAAGAGCUUUGGAGCGAGAGAGGAAGGAGAGAGAGAAAGCUUUGGCACGAGAGCGGAAGGAGAGGGAGAAGGCUUUGUCGCGAGAGAAAGCUUUGGAGCAAGAAAGGAAGGAGCGGGCUUUGGCGCAAGAGAGGGCGCAAGGUCUUGAACGAGAAGAGGAGGAAAGAGCGAAAGCUUUGGCAAAAGAGAGGGAAGAGCGAGAGAAAGCAAUGCAAUUAGAAACGCAGAGAGCCAUGGAGGAAGCUUUGGAGAGCGAGAGGGAGGAGAAGGCUUUGGAGAGCGAGAGGGAGGAGAAGGCUUUGGAGAGCGAGAGGGAGGAGAAGGCUUUGGAGAGCGAGAGGGAGGAGAAGGCUUUGGAGAGCGAGAGGGAGGAGAAGGCUUUGGAGAGCGAGAGGGAGGAGAAGGCUUUGGAGAGCGAGAGGGAGGAGAAGGCUUUGGAGAGCGAGAGGGAGGAGAAGGCUUUGGAGAGCGAGAGGGAGGAGAAGGCUUUGGAGAGCGAGAGGGAGGCGAAGGCUUUGGAGAGCGAGAGGGAGGCGAAGGCUUUGGAGAGCGAGAGGGAGGCGAAGGCUUUGGAGAGCGAGAGGGAGGCGAAGGCUUUGGAGAGCGAGAGGGAGGCGAAGGCUUUGGAGAGCGAGAGGGAGGCGAAGGCUUUGGAGAGCGAGAGGGAGGCGAAGGCUUUGGAGAGCGAGAGGAGGCAGGCUUUGGAGAGCGAGAGGGAGGCGAAGGCUUUGGAGAGGGAGAGGGAGGCGAAGGCUUUGGAGAGGGAGAGGGAGGAGAAGGCUUUGGAGAGCGAGAGGGAGGAGGAGGAGAAGGCUUUGGAGAGAGAGAGGGAGGAGAGGGUAAAGGUUUUGAAGCAAGAGCGGCAGAAAGCUUUGGAACGGGAGAUGAAGGAGAAAGAGGAGAAGGUGAGGGCUUUGGAUCAAGAAAUAAUUGAAAGGGAGAAAGCCCUUGAGAAAGAAAGAACCAUGGAGAAAGAAAGAGAGGAGAGGGAAAGAGCCUUAGAACAGGAGAAAGUCCAGCAGAGAGAAAAAGAGGAGGCUUUGGAACAGGAGAAGGCCUUGCAGAGAGAGAAAGAGGAGAGGGAGAGAGCUUUGGAACAGGAGAAGGCUUUGCACAGAGAGAAAGAGGAGAAGGAGAGCGCUUUGGAACAGGAGAAGGCCUUGCAGAGAGAGGAGAGGGAGAGAGCUUUGGAACAGGAGAAGGCCUUGCAGAGAGAGAAAGAGGAGAGGGAGAGAGCUUUGGAACAGGAGAAGGCUUUGCACAGAGAGAAAGAGGAGAAGGAGAGCGCUUUGGAACAGGAGAAGGCCUUGCAGAGAGAGGAGAGGGAGAGAGCUUUGGAACAGGAGAAGGCCUUGCACAGAGAGAAAGAGGAGAGGGAGAGCGCUUUGGAACAGGAGAAGGCCUUGCAGAGAGAGGAGAGGGAGAGAGCUUUGGAACAGGAGAAGGCCUUGCACAGAGAGAAAGAGGAGAAGGAGAGAGCUUUGGAACAGGAGAAGGCCUUGCAGAGAGAGAGGGAGAGAGCUUUGGAACAGGAGAAGGCCUUGCACAGAGAGAAAGAGGAGAAGGAGAGAGCUUUGGAACAGGAGAAGGCCUUGCACAGAGAGAAAGAGGAGAAGGAGAGAGCUUUGGAACAGGAGAAGGCCUUGCAGAGAGAGAGGGAGAGAGCUUUGGAACAGGAGAAGGCCUUGCACAGAGAGAAAGAGGAGAAGGAGAGAGCUUUGGAACAGGAGAAGGCCUUGCACAGAGAGAAAGAGGAGAAGGAGAGAGCUUUGGAACAGGAGAAGGCCUUGCACAGAGAGAAAGUGGAGAGGGAGAGAGCUUUGGAACAGGACAAGUCCUCGCAGAGAGAGAAAGAGGAGAGGGAGAGUCGUCUUCCUCCAUGGAAGCGUAGUCGUGAGUUUGGUCUUACCCCCCUGCCUACUCCUCCCCUCUCCACAGGAGCAGGUAAGAUGGCGGCAACAGAGGAGGGUGGGGAGCCCAAAGUGCCAUCCCUACCCCAAAAAGCAUUAAGAGACAACAGGCCACCUGAAUCUGGUACGCCCCUGUCACAAUCUCUAGCAACGUCUCUGUCACCCCAGUCCUCCUUCAAGAAGUUCCGUUUCUUGAGAGACCCCAUAGUUCUAUCCCAGUCUUCUGCAUCCGGGGUCAUCAAGAGGCCCCGUACAUUCUCUGAAAGCCCCCAUCCUCAGUCCUUAGCUCUCCAGUCCCCCAGCAAACCUGGGGAACCAGAGCAGGAAGGUACUCAGCAGGGGGCCCAGCCUUCUGCCUGGCAAGCAGCACCAAAGAAGCCUGCAAGUCAGGGGGUCCCUGUUUCUGGAACAGACACGUUGGGGACGACAGGGCCAGAGAGGGAGACCCCAGUGAUUGCCACACUGGGCAAGAGUCCUGAAGAAGAAAAGGGUAAGAGCCUGGUCUCAGAGGAGCAUGUCCAAGCACAUAGAGGGGAGAUGGCCAGAGAAGCAAACGCCCUCUCAGGUCCAGCGGGAGCUGUGCUACCUCCCUCACCCCAACCAGUGGAAGGCAAGGUAGAAAAAGGAAGGGAGAGAAGUCAAAAGAAAGAAGAAAAGCUGGGAAGACUGUCUUCCUCGUCAAAUGACUCCUUAGAUUCUGACUCUGGGUCGUCGUCCUCAGGUUCGUCUGGUUCAUCAUCAUCCCAGGGCAAAACACACACCACUCCCAGUGGUAGAAGGCCUGAGAAACCUCAGACAAACACCAUAUCCCAGGAUACGGAAACGGUGAGUCAACCUGAGGAUCCAACUGAGGCCCCAAAAGCCCCACAGCAUAAAAAGCGAGUAUCUGGGGAGGAGGAAGAGGACAUAAACAUUGAUGGAGCCAGACACAGGAAGAAACCAUUCCUUGGAAUACAUGCAGGAGAAGACAAUGGGCAGAAGGACAGCGAGGGAGAGGCGGUAAAGACAGAUACUACAAGUGCUCGACCAGUCGGCGAAAACCAGCAUCACCCACGACAGAGGACGGUUGAAUGUCAAGGGGAGGUGAAUGAGGCUGCCAUGGCUGAGCCUAAGAAGGCUCCUGAGAGCAGUGAGGAGUGUGUGACACCAAAAGCAUUCACAGCCCGUAGGAUCUCCCUUAGCAGCAGCAAGGCCUCUCCAGGUGCUGUCACUGCAGAGGGCGAAACAGAGUCUGUGGCUGGGAGGAAGAGGCGAUGGGGAUCCAGCACUGCAGUCACAACCAAGAAAUCAUCCAUGAGCAUCACCACAGACUCUCUGAAGUCUCUGAUCCCAGACAUCAGACUGUGUCCAGGCCAGGAGAUGGUGGUGGAUCUGCACCCAGGGGAGGAUCACCUCUCUGGGGUGGAGGAGGAGGGAAGGGAGCGGGGUGAGCAGGACCUCAAGAUCAGACGCACAGUCACACAGGUGGUCCCGUCAGUGACCCAGGAGAAUGGACAGAAGGAGUCCAAGAGGAGUGAACACGAGGAGGAAGACCGAGAAGAUGGAAGGGAGGUUAAAGGAGACAGAGAGGAGAAGAUGGAUGGCUCAUUCCAGAGAGACUCCAUGGAGACACAAUGCCCCUCUCCCCCCAGCCAUGACAUGGAGAUGAAAACAGUGACCCCCAGUGACAAAUUGAUCCGUCGCUCCAUCAGCCAGCAGAAGUCUGGCGUGUCCAUCACCAUAGACGACCCUGUCCGCACGGCCAAGCAGCCCUCUCCUCCACGAGGCAAAGUGUCCAACAUCGUCCACGUGUCCAACCUGGUUCGUCCGUUCACCCUGAGCCAGCUGAAGGAGCUGCUCGGUAGGACCGGCACCGUGCACGAGGACGGUUUCUGGAUCGACAAGAUCAAAUCUCACUGCUACGUCACAUACUCCAGUGCAGAGGAGUCAAUUGCCACUCGUGCAGCCCUGCAUGGGGUGAAAUGGCCUCAAAGCAACCCCAAGUUCCUCAGUCUGGACUUCAUUCAGCAGGAGGAGCUGGAUUUCCACAGAGGCCUGCCUCCCCCUGAGAGAGCUGGGGAGGGUGAGCGGGGGGCUGCGGCGGUGCCUGGUCGGGGGGCGGUCCUGCCUCCUCUCCUGCCCGAACGGGAACAGUGGGCGGAGCGAGAGCGUGAGAUGGAGCACAGGGAGAGGACCCGGGCUGAGAGGGAGUGGGACAGGGACAAGGUCCGGGACUUUGGUCCAGAAAAACCUGGAGAGGAAGCGGUCCCCAGACGAUCCCGCUCCAGAGAGCGGAAACGCAAGGAGAGGAAGAUGGACAAGAAAGAGAAAGCUGCAGAUGAACCUCCUGUCAAACUGCUGGAUGAACUGUUCAAGAAAACCAAAGCAGCCCCUUGUAUAUACUGGCUCCCCCUCACAGAAGAGCAGUUUUCACAGAAGGAGACAGCUCGACAAGAGCGGAUGAAGGAGCGAGAGAAGAGGAGGAAGGAGCAGCAAGAGGAGUUGGAGAAGAAAAGGGAGGAAGAUCGCAAAGAAAAGAUGAAAGCCGCGAGUGCUGCAUCUGGAGAAAGAGGCGAGGGGGAGCGGUACAGAGAGCGAGAGAGAGACUGGGGCAGAGAUGGAGAGAGUGACAAACACAGAGAAGACUGCUACCGCCGACCUGGGGGCAGCAGUGCAGGGGGAGCCAGACGCUCCCGCAGCCGCAGUGACCCCCCACCUCGUGACAGACGACGCUAGAGGGAAUUGGUGUGGCUGGAACUGUCUUAAAAUAACCCCCUCCAUUCCCCAUCACUACAUUUACUUUGUUACAAUAUAAGACCCUACAGUAGACCAACAGAUGUAGUCACUAUCUGUCACUUUUUUAAAGCACACACCGACACAGAUAGGGACCAUGGUUUAGCAAUGUUUUCCCCCAGGCUGCUAUCUGUCUUGCUCCAUCAUGAAAGUUUAGAUUUUAUUUCAUUUUGCCUGACUCUUUUUUUGCUUUAUUAUAUUCUUGUGAGAUUGACAGUAAGUCAACCAACCCCCCCAUACGUAAUUGCUUUACGUAGAGUUCUAUGCAUACACACACUGGUUUUUGGCCUUCACCAGUUGUAUGUGUGUGUUCCACGACUGGUUUCUGUGGGGUGCUUCAUCAUUGCUGCAUGUUGUCCCAGUCCACUGUGCUCAGCCUUGUGUCCUAGGGAGGACUGACGUGGUUGUGCAGUGUUCUGCCCCCUCUGUCUUUGUUUAGUUUGAGGGAUGAGACUAUUAUCUGCAAGAUCGUAGAAAUGACAAGCUCCUCUGAUCUGUGUUUUCAUCUUCUAAAUGCUUCUUUCUGCUCAUCCAAUAGUUCUCCCUGAACGGUCAACGCAAGCUGGAGAAGGGGUGCAUUUUAAAACUCCACACAAAUGGUUUUUAAUAGUUUUUAAAUCAUUAUUAAAGCUUUUCUUUUUUUGUUUACUCCUGUGAAUGUACAAAUAAAAUAAGUUUGAGAAAG